Aspergillus tubingensis is the source of this 1644-nucleotide messenger RNA. RefSeq names its product F-box protein. The record is from RefSeq and is a predicted model, not a curated record. Bases 1 to 1644 code for a protein of 547 amino acids. The transcript has a single exon. NCBI's taxonomy places the organism in Eukaryota, Fungi, Ascomycota, Eurotiomycetes, Eurotiales, Aspergillaceae. Gene Ontology annotation, molecular function: protein binding.
AUGUCUAUCUCAAGUUUGCCUCUCGAGAUAUUGACUCACAUCUGUGAGUAUCUAGAGCCCCAAGAGUGGGGUGCGCUUAGGAUCACUUGCCACCAGAUGCAUCGCAAUACACUGGAGGCCUAUGCGACGCGCUUCUUUAAAAGUCUCUCACUUCUUCUCACUCGCGAAAGCCUCGACCAUCUUCAGGAGGUUGCAGCAAGUAAGACUCUUCGGCGUUGGGUUCAAGAGAUUUGGAUCAUUCCUAAUUUGUUUGAGGGGUGGCCACAGAAGGACAAGGAAACUUUCAAAGAUCUGGGAUUGUCAUUGAGGAGACGGAGGAGGACGUUAAGAAUGAUGCGCGGUGAAAAGGAGGAGUCAACAUCAACUAAUGCUGAGGCUGAGCUUGACGCUCUAUUUGCUGCUUACGACGCUACCCUAGCAGACCACCGUGCUAUCCUCGACUCGGAACUGUUCGGGGUCCUUGAAACAUGCCUGCCGCGCCUCGAGAACGUCACUACAGUCGGAUUACGAUCGUACCCCAUUGAAUACCUUCUGUUGAAAGCAGACUAUCGCUCAUUUCGCUGCCUUGGCUUACGUGAAUUGAAGAAGUUCAACACCGAUGAUGUGCGGGGUCAUCUAUCAUUCGCAAGUUUUCGCAAGGAUAUGUUGUCCAUGUCUCUGGGUUUGGCAAUUUCGCAAGUGCUCCAUGCCAUAAUCAAAUCCAACCGGAAGCUCCAAUCCCUUCAUACGUGCGGCAAUUACACUUGCGGGAUGAAUCUGGGCUCCUCGAUGCUCCCAGAGUCAAGGUAUAAACUAUUGUUGCCACUCUUAAGCGAUCUGAUGAAUCUCCAUAUGUGUAUUCGCAUUAAGGAUCAAGAAGAAGACAUAUUCGACGAGGACACCUUCAAACGUCUUCUCGAUAUCUUGGUCACAGUCGCACCCAAGUUGACAAGUCUGACCUUUGGACAGUGGAAUCCCUGGGAAGAACUAUCGCCCAUUUACUUUCAGGAUCUCUCCGAGAAGAUCCGGUUUUCCCAGCUAGAGGAAGUUCAUCUCCAUUGGAUCGAGGUGACAGUGGAUACUCUCAGAAAAUUCCUUCACACAGCAGCGCCAACCUUGAAACGUCUGCGUAUGAGCAUGGUCAGCUUGACUGAUCCAAUAAUUGCAGCACGAGAUCCAGGGCCCAUCACCGAAGAGAGAAGUAGUUGGGGAUCUUCAUUGUCCACUGCAGUGACAAACGAGAUAAAGCAGCUCUGGAUGCGGGCCUUUGAAUUCUUGGCAGAUAAUCUAAAGUUGCAGUUUGUCCAGUUGUCGAAACUUGGUUACCGUGGAAGAGAGAUAAACUUGCAAGACGACUUAUACAUGGAACGCGGACAACCGGAUGCACCGCCGGAUUCAUGCACACAGCCUUCUAUCGACCCGAGAGAUAUCUAUUCUGAUCCGACGGGUGGCCAUUUGUUAGAUUUCUACUUUGAUGCUGGGCGAGCGAGCAUACCACUCAAACGAUGGAUCAUGCAGCUUCAAAUGGAAAUGUGCAACUCCUUAGACAGUGGACCUUGCCGACUCCCGGGGACCAGCGGUAUGAGCUUCAACCGGGAAGGGAUGAGGACCAUUAGUAGUAGCUAUCCAGCGGGACAUCUGCCAUUGAAUAAUCCCCAAAGAUAG